UCCCUGUCAGCGAUAACUAUCCAGAAAUUGGACAAUCGAUAACCGGCCGUUGCGUUGCACGUGCGCUAGUUUUUAAAGAAAUAAACAAUAUUACUUAGUACGAUUAAGAAGAAAACUAAGCAAAUAUGGCCGAGUUCAUAGCUGAGAUGCAGGAGCGCCUGCUGCCGGAGUACGAGCAGAUGAAGAACUACAGCGUAUUCACGGCGGAUCAGGUCAGAGAAAUCGUUAGCAGGCGGGAACGCCUGUUCCUGAAGAUCAACAAGAGCCACCAGAGCAUCACCGACUACCUGGACUUCAUACUGUACGAGAAGCACAUGCACAUGACCAUCGUGGACAAGGAGAAGAAGAUGCACGUUAAACUGACCGGUCUGAAGGCCUCCAUAGCCACGCGGAUCAUGCGCCUGUACAGAGAGGCCCUGGCCAAGUUCAACCACGACAGACGGCUGUGGAGCAACUGGAUCAAGUUCAGCAAGAAGUCAAAUCCCGUCGAGGUGGCGGGCAUAUACGAGAAGAUGCUGCUGUACCAUGGCGACUCGCCGGAUCUUUGGGUGGACGCUGCCUUAUGGCUGUACGAGUUUAAUCGGCUCAACAUCGAUCGAGUCAAGGACAUCCUGCUGCGCGGUUUGCAGAGACAUCCGGAUUCCGAGGCACUUAACAAGUGCUUCUUUGACAUUAUGCUGAAAGAGGCUGCCCUGGCCAACAACGAACGCAAUCUAGCCGAGAACACGCUCUCGGAACAGGACAUCAAACUGGAACGCGUGGAGGCGGUCUACCGCAACAGCAUGGCCAAUAUUACCCAAUUGGACUACUUCGUUAAGCUUCUAGAAAGCUGUGAGGAUCAUCAGGAGCUGACGGGCAAGCUGCAGCGCAUGAUAAUCGAUGAUAUGCAGGAGAAGUUUCCGCGGGAGCCGGGCUUGUGGGAUUUGCUUGCCCAGCGAGAGCUGCGCGGCUUUCAUCUGGGCGACCUGGAGGAAGAGGACUUGGAUACCAGUGACGAAGAGCCGGCCAGCAAGAAAUCCCGCUCCGUAAAUGGCCGCUCUCUCAAGCGACGCAUUCAACUCUGCGUGACUGUAUACAAAUCGGCGGUGGAGGAGCUGCAAACGACAGAAAUGUGGAAUAUGUAUUUGGAUGCCAUGCUGGCCCUCAAUAGCGAUGGCAAGACGGAGCGUAUCCUAAAGCAACAGUGCCUAGCGGAUGCCCUGCAGGCCGGUCAUCGCUCUCAGUUGAUGGGCGUGAAACACUAUGCCACACUGAGAAAGAUGCUCUGCACUGCUCCGAGUGGAAGGGAGGCAGCUGUCACCAUACUCACGGAAGCCCUGAAGAACGAUUCUUCGGUGGAGAUGCACGAGCUUCUUCUGGCCACGCACAUUCAAAGCGACAGUGAGCCAUUGAUCUAUGAGCUAUUCAACAAGAUCCAGAAGAGCAUGGGCAGUGAGGCGUUGCCGCUGUGGCGCAGUGUCAUUCUGUAUUAUCGCACUCGGCAGGACAGCUUGGGCGCACGCCGGCUGGAUGAGAUCUACGGCCUGGCCUGCAAGGCUGCGUGGCCGGAGUUUGGCGAGCUGCGCUCCGAUUACUUGCGCUAUCUGUGGCAGGAGCGGUCCGUCGAGGAAGCACGGAAGGAGUACGCCAAGCUGGCCGUUCUACCGCCCAUGUCGCUGGCGCUGCACCGCCAAAUGGUUCAGCUGGAGUCCAGUGCGGCAGCUUGCGACCAGGCCAGCCUGAAAUACUGGCGCAUGUGCUACGACUUUAUGGCCUGCUACUUCGGCAAGACACAGCCGCGCGUUUGGGUGGAGUACCUCGCCUUCGAGCGGGAUCACGGCGAGGCGAAGAACAUCUCCCUGCUCACCCAGCGGGCCCUCAGCACCCUAGAGCCGCAAUAUGUCGCCGCGUUUGAGGCUGAGCGGGCACUGGCCUAUGUGGGCGCCUCGAUAUAGUUAAUUUCUGCUUCUGUUUUUUUUUUAACUUAAUUCCUAAGUCGAUCUUUCGGACUGUCUAUAGUGAUUCGAUUCUAAAAUAAGGACUUGUGAAUAUACAGCUUAUAAGAUAAUUUA
This is a messenger RNA of Drosophila simulans, 2051 nucleotides long. Its product is annotated as U3 small nucleolar RNA-associated protein 6 homolog. Gene Ontology annotation, biological process: maturation of SSU-rRNA from tricistronic rRNA transcript (SSU-rRNA, 5.8S rRNA, LSU-rRNA). The record is from RefSeq and is a predicted model, not a curated record. Bases 126 to 1934 code for a protein of 602 amino acids. The transcript is spliced from 4 exons. NCBI's taxonomy places the organism in Eukaryota, Metazoa, Arthropoda, Insecta, Diptera, Drosophilidae. Gene Ontology annotation, cellular component: Pwp2p-containing subcomplex of 90S preribosome; small-subunit processome. Gene Ontology annotation, molecular function: snoRNA binding; protein binding.